AUGAGAGCACUAACCGUUAGACAGAAGAUUAUUAGUGCUUCAAAAGAGUCGGAUAGUGGGAUUAAGUAUGACGCCUCUUCAGUACAAAGUUUAUUCCUGCAUGCCGUGGAAACAGGUCUUGCUGACGAAAUCAUUCGUGGAAAAAUAAGGCCACUCACUCAGAACCCAAAGGUCACAGAUGAAGACCUCAUUGGAGCUAUGAGCCUAGCCAUAUCUGCAGAAACAGAGCAAAGUAAUAAGUUCAAUCUUGCCAGCAAGGGGAAAUCUGUGAAGGUGUCCGCUAUCGAAAGUGCAGCUGAAUCAAAUACAAAGAAAGAGCUACAGAAGGACCAGCAGGUUUUAGCUACACUAAAAGCUGUGCAAGCAGAGUUGGCUACAAUGAAGGCACAAGUUAAAAACCUGCGUGAAGCAGCAAGUAACCAGAAAGCAGACCCUAUGAUGCCUAGUCAUGCUGAAAAUGGAGUGAGAACUGGAGCAAGACCACUUGGUUGCCAAGAGUGUAGGAGGAAGAGGGAGGGUGACCGAUGCCCACAUUGCUACCUCUGUGGUGGCUUGUACCAUAUUGCACGCUACUGUCAGUCAAGGUCCAGAAAUUAUCCGGGAAAUGCACCCAGGCUACCCCGCGGGACAGGGAGUAGCCUCGCCAGAAAAAGAGAAGUCCCACCAGUGUAGUGGUUGCCUGAAGUUUGAUUGUCACACACAAUUAUUACAGUGUUCAGGGUGCCAGUCUGUUCGGUAUUGUUCUGUUGGUUGUCAGAAGGCCCAUUGGCCAAAACACAAAGUGUUGUGCAAAGCAAUCAAGCAACUCUCUGAGAGAGGAUCUUUUAAAGAAAAGGGAUUAGGAGAUGCCCAAGAUAGUGGUGUGUAUGCUAGCCACAUUUCACCCAGACAACAGGAGCGCAUAGGCAAACUGGUGGGAAAGAAGUGUUCAGUGAAGUGCUACCUAGACAAGAAGCCUACAGAGGCUUUAUGGGACCCAGGGGCCCAAGUAUCAAUUGUUUCAGCAGACUUUCUGAAGAGCCAACUACCAGCAGUCCAAAUAAGGGAUAUUGAACAGUUACUUUGCACAGAUGGAUCCAUAAACUUGCAAGCAGCAAAUGGAACAGAUAUUCCUUACUGUGGGUGA
This is a messenger RNA of Porites evermanni, 1126 nucleotides long. The record is from the annotation of a GenBank genome assembly. Lineage: Eukaryota; Metazoa; Cnidaria; Anthozoa; Scleractinia; Poritidae.